AACUGUCAGAUCUCCCUCUUUCUAACCAUCUCAUCAAUCCAUCACACCAAUUAAUUAAGUCUCGAACAACACGGUAUAUCUGCAGCCAAAAUGAGGAAAUUCGGCUUCGGAAGAAAGCAUGCAGAUGGCGAUGACGAUGCGAACCGUUCGGCCCUGUUUGGGAAGAAGGCCUCUCCGGCACCCCCGUCCGACAAUCCCUAUGCUCAAUCCCAACCUGCGAAUGAUCCUUAUAUGACCGAUAAUAAUAAAUAUGCCCAUAUGACAAACUAUCAAAAAGCUCGCGCGCAACUCCCCGAUCCCCCAGCUAAUGGUUUACCCAGCAAGCCAUCUCCUCAGAACGGGUACGGUGUCCCACCAGCCCGUACUAAUAGCGGUUACUCUUCAACGACUGCAGCACCUCCAUAUUCCGCUGGCGGUUAUGCCAAUGAUAGAUAUGGUGCACCCUCUGGCUAUGGUAGUGGUAAAUACAGCAACUCGAACGGUUACGCUGGUGCGCAGACCUCGGGUGCCGCACGCACUGGUGGUUAUGGUGGGCUAGGUCGAACCGACAGUAAUGAUACGGAUGCCAACAGAGAUGCGCUGUUCUCCGGGGCUCGUGAGCGUGUUGAUCAGCAACAGACUGGUCAGCAAAAUGGAACAUAUGGAUCAUCUGGCGCUGACUCUGGAAGCAAAUAUGGUGGAUAUGGAGAGCAGCGCGAACUUACAGCAGAAGAACAAGAAGAAAUGGAAGUCGACGAUAUUAAACGGCAGAUCAAAGAUGAAAAGCUGGCUACAGCUCGAACAGCUGAGAAUGGUGCGCGUAUUGCCGAGCAAGCAGUAGGUGUUGCACUGCAGACAGUGGCCCGUCUUGGUGCGCAAAGCGAUAGCCUCAACUACACCGAGAGCCUGGUUGACAGGGGAAGCAUGGCAAGCAGAGAAGCUGAGCAGUCAACCAAGAAGCUCAAGAGCUUGAAUCGGAGCAUGUUUGCCGUUCAUGUGUCGAACCCUUUCACGACCUCGAAGCGGACAGCAGAGAUGGAGCAAAAAGUCUUGGAGCAGCAUCGUGCAGACCGAGAAUUGCGCGAGGCCACACGUAAAGACGGCUACGUGGGAAAUCAGCGCAUGGAAGCCGCUUUUAGACAGAUAGAAUCCACCCCAGUGACCAAUGGUUAUCAGAAACCAAGUGCUGCUGAGAAGUCUAAAUACGCGUUCGAAGAUGAGGACGAUGAAGAAACCAACGAAGCCGAAGAUACCACCAAUAAUGCAAUAGAGAGCAUGACUCGAAAUGCCGCUAUACUAAAUAAGGCUGCGCACGUUAUAGGCAAUGAAGUUGACAUCCAGAACAAGAUGAUCGAUAGGAUCGGUUCUAAGAGCGACCAGCUGAGCGACCAAACGGUGGUGCAUACCCGCAGACUUCAAACCAUUAGAUAAUUUUGAUCGGACGCAUGUGCCACUCCUAAUAGUAAACAUGGUUAUGUUGGAUAUUCUAGAUAAGUUGUAUUUACAACAUUCCAACAGUAUAUGAUGAGGACAAGUAUAGGUAUUUGUAUAGCUCCUCGCCUAGGGAAAUGCACGCAUUCGAAGUUGUGGUAUUGGUCGGGUACUACAGAAGCAUAAUACAUCAUGGCAGAUGGACGUCUAUUCACUGUGAAAGCUACUAUUAGGGUUCUCCCCUAAAUUUAUGAUGCUUGUUCAUGUAGUUUUUGUGUAGUCCUUAAUUUGAGUAGGAUAUCAACGCUUCAGAAGUUUCUCUUAGAAUAUUCCUAAUGGUGUGAGCAUGUAUGAUUUGUAUGAUGCGCUACUUAACACAGUGUACUUUUCCGUAUCGAACUAUAGUUUACUGUACGGUC
Messenger RNA from Daldinia loculata, 1829 nucleotides. RefSeq lists its product as uncharacterized. Gene Ontology annotation, biological process: exocytosis; vesicle fusion. The record is from RefSeq and is a predicted model, not a curated record. Lineage: Eukaryota; Fungi; Ascomycota; Sordariomycetes; Xylariales; Hypoxylaceae. Gene Ontology annotation, molecular function: SNAP receptor activity; syntaxin binding. The transcript has 2 exons. Bases 91 to 1410 code for a protein of 439 amino acids. Gene Ontology annotation, cellular component: SNARE complex; plasma membrane.